This is a messenger RNA of Dreissena polymorpha, 3284 nucleotides long. Its product is annotated as cyclic nucleotide-binding domain-containing protein 2-like. The record is from RefSeq and is a predicted model, not a curated record. The coding region runs from base 445 to 2454 and encodes 669 amino acids. Lineage: Eukaryota; Metazoa; Mollusca; Bivalvia; Myida; Dreissenidae. The transcript has 13 exons.
UGGGAGACGAGGCUUAAAUAGUCCGUACUUGUCUUAUUAGAGAAAGUGUAUAAAUCAUGGAAUGUGCUAAAGGUCGCAAGUGGUCCUCAAAAUUGGGGUCAAAGAUCGGUGCUUUAUUUGUAGAAGAUGAACUCAAUGAAGUGUGAACUCACCGAGAAACGCCGAACACAUUUCUUGGCGGUGCGGUAAAGCGUAAAUCCGAUAACGGUGGUCGUGACAUCAGAUGCUAUCAAGAUGGUGGCGUAAAGCAGUAAAAGCAAUACUGUGUUGUGAUUAAUCAAAGAAAUGUUUGUAUUGUGCGCGCAUUUCUCGUGGACGAUUACAGAAAUAUUCACACAAGAUCAAAUUGCAACGUGCCAAAGAUCGCAUAUGAAACAUCGAAAGCGCAUAUAGAUACUUUACUGGAAUAUAUAAGUAACAUAUAAGUAACUAUAGUGUUACAAAAUGGUCAGACGCAAGCUACUAAGUGAUUCAUAUUUGAAUAAGGAAUUUCGUCGGGACUCAGUGUCCGAAUAUAUAGUCAGCCGAAAAGGCUCUUUGUCAGACUUGGUGUUUGCGACAAACCGGAAACUAUCCAGGGAUGCUUUUCUGACUGGAAGUACACGAAACUCUCGUGCGCCUAGUUUAACCAAUCAGCCUUAUACAAACCAAUCACGUGAUUCAAAACAGCGCUCCACGAGUCUGUCGGGGACCGUAGGACCGGUGACACCAGAAACAUUAGCACGCGAGAAAGCUAAUUUAGAAUGUAGAAAUCAUGGUGACGGUAGUAGCUUUUUAGAAAAGAGAUUUCAGAAGACGAAUUCACUGAAUGAAACGUCCAGACGUCAAUCAAGGACAUCUUUACUAAACGCGGCGAAGAGACGUAAAUGUUUACGCAAACUCCAAGUACUACAAACGUUUGAAACCGCUUUAAAAACCCGACAGAAACGGCGAUUUGACCCACUGAUCCGGUUCCGUCGAGCCGCUCGAACCGUUGUCCUCAUACUCAAGGCGACUGCCAGCAGCAGACACGCGUCCCAGCAGCACGAGCAGCUCGUGUCCUGGACCCAACUGGCAGACGAGCAGAGCACCGCGCGCCGGACUUACGACCUGUUCGGGAUCUCCUUCGACCCCAGCGUCUUUAGGGCAAAGAGGGAGAAGGUGCUGAGUAAUGAGGCCAAGGCAAUCCUGUCCUUGUACCCGUCUGACCGGACGGACGAGCAGGUGAAGCUGGUGGUCCUGUCUCUAAACCAGACCGUGGACGCCUUCGGUGAAUUCCCCAUUCGUCUGCAGAGGUCGCUAGCUAGCGUUGGCUGGUACGAAAAUUUUGAUGCGAAACGUGUAAUAAUCAGACAAGGCCACGUGGCGGAAAACUACUACUUCAUACUGUCUGGAACAGCGGUGGUGACCCUGCUGGAGACUAAUCGAGACACGGAGGAGCAGUGCGUGCGCACAGUCGCCAUCCUGAAGACCGGAAAUAGCUUCGGGGAGCUGGCGUUGAUGCAUGGAGCACGGCGCAGCGCCACGGUGACGUGUAAGACGAACGUGGAGCUGCUGGCAGUGAGUCGCGAGGACUUCAUCGACAUCUUCAUGCAUAUUGAGACUGACCGGGAACCAGAGCACAUCCGCUUCCUCCGCUCCAUAGAUCUGCUCAGAGGCUGGCCCAUUGAACUGCUGCCUCAAGACAACCCGAGGAUAUGUCUGUUUACUUUUUUUCGCCGCGGAGUGCUGUUGUGUAAGGACAGCAACGACACUGAGUGGAUCUACGUCAUCAAGAGCGGCACGUGUAGGGUCCUUAAAGACUUGCUGGACACAAAGCCUAACAUACCAGGACUGGACUCAAUACCGUAUUCGUUUAACAAAUCAUAUAUCAAGUUACCUCCCAUACCUCAGGCCAAGAUUCCCGAGAGCCAGAGACUUCGUCGCAGUACACAGCUUACUAACAAUCCAUCGAGGCUUGGUAGUCGUCUGCUGAACACCAUUCAGUCAAACGAUACCAUGAUAUUAGACCAUCAACAUCAACUCAAUGAGAUAUUUGAGAAGAGACACAAGGUUUUGGCACGACAAAGACAUAGUGACACGUCCGCAACAACACGUCAUUCACAUGUUGAGCCCCAUCCGUCAGUUAGCAAGGUGUUUGUGCAAAUACAGAAGCUAGGACCAAGGGAUAUUUUUGGUUUGGAGCAGACGGUAUUCGGCCUGAUAGGGCAGACGACAAGCUGCAGUCUGGUAUCAGACGGCGCGGAGUGCAUCCUCAUCAACAAAAAGUUUUUCAUGAAGCAUCUCUCAGACACUUUGGCCAAACACCUAAGGCGGACGAUCCAGCCCAUACCGAGUGAAGAAAGCUUGCAACAGAAGCUUCAAGACCAGGCCAACUGGAAUGCAUUCAAGACUAUGACGGUCAACAACUUCAUCGUGCACCGGAAGCAACUCCAUGACCAUGCGCAAGAAGUCUUACACUACAUCAGCGAAUGAGACACAUCUUCAAGUUUCGGAAGAAUCGCGAUAGACUUGAAUGCUAAACAGGAUAUCGUUUUAUCCACAACGGCUUGUGAUCACAUUGUUGUAAUUUGUACAAUCUGGCAACGUGCUCAUUUCACGUGACGUAUCUGAAUUUGCGCUGUAUCUAUUGCACGGCUGUGAUAGCGGGAACUGUUAAAUAAUCUCACAAAAUACGUUGUGUGCAAUACUCAAGUUUCAAUAAAUUUAUGCAAAAUAUGUGAACUAACUUAAACGCCAAUAUACAGUGUGGUAUACUGCAACCAGACUUUUUCCCUUCCGUCACAUUGGACAUAUAUGUAUGAAGCUGCUGAACUAUUGCAGGGCAAAUUAAAUAUUAAUUCUUGUUUUUAUUAAGUUCUCUUACAAAAAGUUAUUGCAGUUGUAUAUUGUUGGGAGAAGAUUUCAUUUCUAUCAUUUAGAAAUAAACUUGUACAUUUUUGAAUACAUGCAUUCAUUUUCCCGACAUUCGUUUUUACAAUUGCAUAGAACCCCGUUAUAUUUCGAAACAUGUCAAGUUGUGUUGAUAGUUUGAAAAUUUGUCUCGUAUUCAUGUUCGAACAAAUCACGCGUUCGGGCUUGUUUAUGAUUUUUUCCAAGCUUUAGAACAUUUCUCGUAGCUUUCGAGUUCUCUCCUUGCGCCCCGUACAUCCAAAAAAUUCCAACAUGAAAAACGCACACAUGUUCUCAUGCACUUAUCCGCGCAUUUAUUUGUGUUAUUCUGUAUGGUGUGACAUUUCUGUUUGCACACUUUCGAUCUGUAAAUUUUGUUAAUAGUUUUAAUAAAUACAAGGAUAUCACUUGAA